CUUCUUUGUGGAGAUGGAAAACCCGGACCAAACGAUGGGCGAAAGGGACGAGCUUGCCGUACGACGCCAUCACCCCACGAGCUUGACGCAGCACAUGCCCGUUGCUGGCAGGUACAAAAAGGCCCCCCCGUCAAGGUGUAGUGGCACACCUCGCUUGCCACCUCCUGAGAUCUGACGACCAAUACCAAGGGCAUCGCAGCACGCAGCACAAUCCAACCCAUCGCUGACAGAGCGAAACAACCCCUCGACGUCUGUCACUCGCUAGCGAAGCGCACAUCAGCCGCCAUGAAGCUCCUCACCCCCACUCUCCUCACCCCCACUCUCCUCGCCUCCCUGGCCCUCGCCGGCGCCGCCAGCAGCGACGAGCUCGCCCAGAUCGCCUUCUACUCGGGGAAGCAGUGUCACGGCAAGCAGCUCGCCAUGGCGCACCCGCCGGCCCACGGCUGCUACCCCGUCGCCCCGGGUGCCGGGCGCCACCAGUCCAUGUCGGCGACCGUGGCGGCCGACUUUAACCAGACUUGCGUCUCCUUCUACUCGGACGAGAGGUGCACCAUUUCCAAUAUGGUGGCGACAGCUCGGCCCAACGAGACCUGCGUCAACUUUUACUUUGAGCCGGUCAACAGCUAUAGGGUUCGGGACCUGCGCCCUUUCUCCUCUGGUUCCGUGAAUGGUACUGGGAACCGGUUAAUGGAAACUGGAGCAGGCGGCAUUUGAGGCAAAGAUGUAGGGCGGGGUGGUGCACACUGGGUUGCUCAUUCGGGGCUGGGCGUCGUGUGAGGGACUCCUUUCGCUGGUUCCUCUUGAUGACGAACAAGUCAAUGUUCAAAAAGAGUCGGGCAAAUCCGCACUCUGCUAGCGACCUGGAUGGCACAUAAAUGCACCACGGAAAGAAAGCGUCAACGUAUUUAUCCUUUUUCAACCAGUCCUCCCUCCUAAGGCUAAUUCGCAGAAAAAAGCAAACGCAACGGCGUGGCGAACGACAAUAGUAAAUGCAACCAAAAAGGUC
Gaeumannomyces tritici R3-111a-1 is the source of this 1006-nucleotide messenger RNA. RefSeq lists its product as hypothetical. The coding region runs from base 286 to 714 and encodes 142 amino acids. The transcript has 2 exons. NCBI's taxonomy places the organism in Eukaryota, Fungi, Ascomycota, Sordariomycetes, Magnaporthales, Magnaporthaceae. The record is from RefSeq and is a predicted model, not a curated record.